ACAUCUCGAGCAAUGUAGCCCGCGGUCAUUUUUGCACGUUUCCCGGCUCCAAUAGCGUGUGGACAGUGAUCGCGGAAAAUCCGUAUUCUAUCAAAAUGUUACCUACAUUUGCAGUAAGUACACGUAUAUAUUUAUAAACAUACAAUUUUAAAACCUAUCAAGUUUAAUAUUAUAAUUUUAAAUUAUGUAUUUUAUAUUAGAAAUAUAAAAUCACUACACUUAUAAUAGAAUAUUUUGAUAAAAAAUUCGGGUUUCGUGUUUACAUUUUGAUACUGAACACGAAUUAUAUUGAAUCGCUACUGAAUAAUAUACUCGAUUUUCACAAAUAAAUGGUAUAGAGUGAUACGUUCGAUAAUAUUCAAUUUAGAAAAUAUGAAAUAAAAAACAUAAAACAACUAAAUAAUAACUAGUGUAUUACAAGUAUUUUGUAUACAAACGCUCUUUCUGUACAUAUUCGAUCAUUUUCGAAAAAAUGUUAUCCGCGUAUAACAAAAAACCUAGAAAAUACGAUUAGAAAAUGCUAGUAGUAAAAGAAUUCGGUGUAAAAUUCAGGUAUCUACGAUUAUUUCUUAUUGAAUUACAACAGAAUAUAAAACAGAAAUCAUUUUUGCAUCAAAAUUCCCGUCUUCCGACGUUUUUUGCUGGGUUUUUUUUAAGAAUUAUUUAAAAAAGCGUCAACCCUAAUGCAUUUGAUAUUAGAAAUUACCCUUGAAGUUUAUUUCUAGUAGACAAGUUGCUAACAGAUUAAAAACACAUCUUAGUAAAACCAAUUGGUAUAUUCCUUGCUCCAUUCAGAAGGUAAAUAGAUCACUUAAAUGUUUAGUUAUAGCAAAGAAGUACAAGUAAACGGAAAUAGUUUUUAUUUAAAGUACUUUUCGUUUAUUUAGGUAUCUAUCAAGUUUAACAUUUCAACUAGGUACAGUAUUAGGUAUUGGUUGUUAAUACACGAUUCAUUCCCGAAUCUGAAUGUAGAUAGGUAUAGAUGUAAAACUAUAUACAUAUGCAUAAUUUUUGAACAUUUUUAAAUAAUUUUUCUUUGAAUAAACAAAAAUAAACGAACAAAAAAGGCACGAGUUUUCUCUUAAUGUAAAAUUUAGUUAAUUCAGUUCAAUUAAGUGUAUGUUAUUAUUCCACGCCAUGUUAUAAAUAAGUCGAUAUUAUUCUGCAGAUUUACGUAAUUUUGAAUUACUUUUAACUGAUCGAAUUAUAGGACGUAAUAAAGAUUAUGUUUUUACUUUUUUUUUUUUUUUUUUGUUUCGUAUAAAUGAAGUAAAUUAAUAUAUAAAAUGAACGUAAUAAAAAUAAUAGCAAAUCCGUCAAUAGUAUUCCGUUUAAUUUGUGCUUGUCAUUUUGAUUUUUCUUAUUGAAUUUCUAAUGGACAUAAUAUAUGUAUAUAUAUACUAUUCUUUCAUUUUGUAAAAUAAUAACGAUUAUUCUUUAGUGUUAAUGCCUUAAAAUAUUCUCACGGUGCUCGAUAAUGCGUACUUUCCCCGAUUUUUAUAAUACGCCAAUUAUUCGAAUCGGCUAACAAAUUUUCCAUCUUCGGAGAUCGGUUAUCACCGUAAGUAUCUAAUUAGCGAACCAUUAAUUUCUAAGAUGCUGAAUUAUAUUUGAAUUUGACUUUGCUUGUUUAUAGUUCGUUUAUUAAUCCGUGUAAUGAACACGAUUUUAUUCUACAGUAAAAUACAAAUAUAUUGAUAAAAUAAAUACAUGUUGCUAAAUGAAAUUCGAGAUUAUUCGAAGUGUUUUCGAUAUGCUUACAAAACUAUUAGUUUUAUCGGACAUUCACGUGUGAAAGUUUAGUAGUGCACCUACUGGUUACUGCUAACGUGCGAACAGACGGCGGACGAGGGGAUGGGAAGUAUAUACUUUAAAAAGACAAAUUCCCGACGCUAAUUCUAUUUAUAUAUAUAUAUAUGUGUAUAAUUUAAGCCCCGUUAAAGUUACUUUUGUGAGUCCGUAGUGUAGUAUUUAAAACACCGUAUUUCCGGUAAAAACGUGAAAUUUCAGCAAAAAGACGUUCAAAAGUUAAAGCCCUCAAAAAUACAUUCUUGAUAUUAACGCAUAUUAUGUACAACAUGCUAUCUCCCUUUCUUCUUAUAUGGAUGUCUGCAAGAGUGUAGAAAGCUACGAAACACCCUUCACAGUGGCACAACCAGGUUUUUUUUAAAGGGGAUUGUCACAUGUCUACACUAAAAAAAACAUGUUUCUAAAUAUAUUCAUAUUACUGAAACACGGAUGCAGAGGGGUGUCCAGACACCCAAAACACUCCACUUUUGUGCCACUGACCCUUCGCAUACAACAUGGUCAAAUUCCUAUUGAAAUCCGACCUCACCUAACUUAUCACUACAAUCUGUCUAUAGAAAAAUAAAUAAAAAAUCUCUAAUUCCUGGGCUUAAGCUAUUUUGUUCCAGAGGAAGCCACUAAAAGUUUCCGAAAGUAAUAAAAAAAAGGUAUAUACAAAACAAUGGAAUAAUCAUUAUUUUCUAGGAAAAUUCGACAAAAAAAUAAGGCGUGAAGCUAUUAGCUUCGUUACUUUUGUACAAUUAAAGUCAGUUACAUGGAUAUGACUAAACCAAUCAAUUGUUUUAGGUAUGUCUUUGGGUCACAACCGCAUUUGCGUCAUGCAGCACGAAAUCUAGAGUGCACUACGUGCGGGCCUCCGAAAAGGUGCGCGGUGGUGACUCGUACUACUUUCCGGAGCGGUUUCAGUCGCGGGCUUCGUCCAUGUUCGGGCCUUCCAGUCAACAGACAGCGGCGGCUGGAUUCCCGUACCGAUUUGUAUUCCCGAUUAACCAUCCGGCACUGAGCGGAUCCAUGUACUCGCAGUACCUACAGAAUCCACAUCAGACUGAAUCGUUAUACUCGGCCGAAGAUUUUUACUCGACGCCAUUGUCUAAACAACAUCCGCUGUCCGAACACAAACAUCAUCAGCAACAGCAACAGCAACAACAUCAGCAACAACAGCAACACCAGCAGCAGCAGCAGCAGCAGCAGCAGCAGCAACUUGGCUAUGAGUCGGUUGGAAAAUUACAGUACGAAUUCCUCGGCGGUGGCGGUGGUGGAGGCGGAGGCGGAAAACACCAUAUGCAGUCCCAACAGUAUCAUCUGGUCAAACAACCGAAACACUAUCAGAGCUACGAGCUGGCGACAAAUCCGGCCACAACCGUGCACCAGUCACACUAUCCGUUAACGGCCACCACGACAGUCGCUCAGCCCAUCAUGCUGCUCAUACCGUCGUCCGGGCAGCCCGGAGCGCCGUACCAGACCCUGGUGCUGGUUCCGUCAGCCGCCCCCGCAUCUCCAACCCCCGUCUUUCCCGGGUUUCACCAGCAGAUCCAACAACUGCAGGCACCGCCGCAGUUUAUCACGCCCGGUUUCGUCACGCACCCCCGAGGCGCUCCGCUGGUCGCUGGGUUCCCGUCCGGUCUCGGAGGCAGCAGCGGUGGCGGAGGUGCCGGACUGGGCAAGUACCCCGGGGCUCAGCUCUUCCAUCGGUCACACGAGUCACACCAGCAGCAGCGUGUGCACCACCAACCGUACAAGUCGUCGUCACCAUUGUCGCCGUUGUCUUCGUUAUCGUCAUCGCCGUCUUCGUCGCCCACGUCAUACCAAGGUUCCGGGUCGGCACACGUGCCGCACACCACGGCUGUCGGAGAGGCGGUGCAACAACCGCUAGAGGACAAGGUUAGCCACGGUUCGGGUUUGUCCGGAGAAAACUCGGACGACCGUGUCGAUAAUAGCGCCGAAACGAAACGUGAAGAAAAAUCGUCCGAGUUCGGCGAGAAGACCGGUACAAAAACUCCUAAACGAAUCGUUGUCACGUAAUUUGUACAUUUUUAAUUAAUGAUUUUCACGUGAAAUUCCUCGGUGUAUUUUUUUUCUGAUACGUACACUGACUUACAUUUAAAAUUGACAUGAAUAGUUUUACUUACUGAAGUUUUAAUUUCGUUUUUCACCGUUCACCGUUAUACGUUCUGAACGAAAACAAUAACAAUACAUCGGACACUGGAAUAAAUUUCGGUACAAUUGACGAGCAAAUAAUUGAAGACUCAGACGGUUUACCAAAAUGCACGUCGAACCAUAUAGUAUUCGCCGAUUGGAAAAACGCUGAAGAACCUCAAACAUAAUAUAUAACAGCUAUAGUGUAUCUACUUAAACAAAUUAUAAUGUUAACGAAGUUUUAGUUUUUAUUGUUUAAUUAAUUAAACAAUAAAUAAUUAAUAAUUAUUUCGUACCUAUAACGCAUUCAAAUUGUAUACGUUUAUUGUUUAAUAUUAUUUAUUUGUUUAACUUUAAGAUGUAAAUAAUGUUCAGCGUAUUGAAAUAGUUACCUUAUGUUAAUUUUUAAUCGAC
This is a messenger RNA of Cinara cedri, 4356 nucleotides long. The record is from the annotation of a GenBank genome assembly. NCBI's taxonomy places the organism in Eukaryota, Metazoa, Arthropoda, Insecta, Hemiptera, Aphididae.